AUGGAUCACGCAGUGUUCGAGGACUGGCUGAGAUCGUCUGUCCCCUUGAUGAAGGACUUUGCGGCGGGGCGAAAUGUCACUCUAGUGAUGGACAAUGCUCCUUACCAUACCAGAGUUCCUAGAGGAAGGUCCCGAGUAGACGGUCCGCAGUGCGUGAAUUAUAGACUGGACUACUUCGUAGCUAGCCGAGGUGGCGCUGCAGCAUUGCGCUGCUACGCUGCUGACAAGAUCUGCGAGGAUAUGGGGUGA
Messenger RNA from Cooperia oncophora, 249 nucleotides. Lineage: Eukaryota; Metazoa; Nematoda; Chromadorea; Rhabditida; Trichostrongylidae. The record is from the annotation of a GenBank genome assembly.